Molecule: messenger RNA, 3993 nt
Organism: Sipha flava (yellow sugarcane aphid)
Lineage: Eukaryota; Metazoa; Arthropoda; Insecta; Hemiptera; Aphididae
Product: myb-like protein AA
Exons: 4
Coding region: 327-1982 (551 amino acids)
Biological process (GO): regulation of DNA-templated transcription
Molecular function (GO): DNA-binding transcription factor activity, RNA polymerase II-specific; sequence-specific double-stranded DNA binding
Source: RefSeq, a predicted model, not a curated record
ACGAUAUUUAAUAGCCGCGCCGAAGCCGUACCGCGCGCUCGUCGGCCGCCGUACACACCGCACAAUCGUCGUCCGGUCGCCGCAGCAGCCGUCAGCCGCGUUCACAACGAAAACGAUAGACGAACGUUACGCGUACGACACAAUCGUUGUUGGUUUUCCGUUUCUCCGGGACGCGUCGCGUACCGUUUUUCGCGCACAGUGCCGUCGCCUCGCGUAACGCUGCGCGCCACCAACGUCGUUUCGCGUUAUUCGUUUCUAGUGCGUUUCUAGUUUUUUUUCUUCUCCUUCCGUUUUCCCCAUCACACGUAAACCCGUUCGUGCGGACCAUGAUGGUGUUGGACUCGGGACAAGCGUCCCCGUCGUUGCGGCUGUACGCCGCGGCCGCCGCGGCCGCGGCCAACGGUUACGGCGGCGUAGCUGCUGCGACUACCGCGUCCGGCGGUGGCGGUGCCCGCGGUGGCCAGCAGUCCGGCGUCCAGAUGCCGCCGCAUCCGCUGUUCCCGCACUUUGCCGCCCGUUUCCCGCACGGUUUCGCGGCCGCGGGCCUGUCGCCGUUCCUGCAGCAGCACCACGUCGAACACGCGGCCGCGCAGCGGUACGCGAUCGCCGCCGCUGCAGCAGCGGCCGCCCGGAACGGCACGGUCGCCGGCCACAUGUCCUCUCCGGCCGUGCACCACCACCACCACUUACAUCCUAACCAUCACCGGCCAACUGCGGAAUCCGCCAAAAAGCGUCCGCACCACUUGACGCAGCAGCAACAGCACCACCAUCAGCAGCAGCAGCAGCAGCAGCAGCAGCAGCAACAGCAACAGCAGCAGCAACAGCAGCAACAGCAACAGCAGCAGCAACAGCAACAGCACCAUCGGAUUAUCAACAUGUCGGGCAAUCACAGUGAUGACAGUGCCUCCGAGAAUGGAUCGCCAAAAAAAGGAGGCGUAGACGGAGACAGUGCUGCAGGUAGUUCAGAGGACUUGGCUAACAAGCGGCGAAGGUCCAGGACGAAUUUUAACACGUGGCAGCUGGAAGAAUUAGAGCGAGCUUUUUUGGCUAGUCACUACCCCGACGUGUUUAUGCGCGAAGCUCUAGCCCUGCGACUGGACCUCAAAGAAUCCAGAGUGGCUGUAUGGUUUCAAAACCGAAGGGCUAAGUGGAGGAAAAAGGAGCACACCAAAAAGGGUCCGGGCCGGCCGGCGCAUAACGCCCACCCGGUCACCUGUUCCGGAGAGCCGAUACCCGCAGAUGAGUUGCGACGUAAGGAACGUGAACGGAGGCAGAAAAAGUUGCUCAAAAGCCUGGAAAGACAGCAGAGGAAGUUGGCGGCCAAAGGAGUGCACGUAGACCUGGACACGUUGCGCAAGGAAUGGGAGUCGCAGCAAGCCAACAACGCAGCGAAAAAACACGGCCAGAUGGAUUGCGGCGUGGGAGUUGUCGGAGCGAUGGACGGGAUCGGUGGGUCAUCGAAUGCCGGCAUGGAUCUGUCGUUCCACGACUCGUCGAGCUGCUGCAGCGGCCAGACGAGCCGGGACGAAGAGAUCGACGUGGUCGGCGAGGAGGACCACCACAGGAUGUUGCACCACCUGCACAGGCGGAGUGCGAGUACCACGUUCGACGACGAAGACGACGACGACGUAGACGAGGACGAGGACGAAGGGCUGCCGCCGUACGCGCGCGCCGCCGCGGCCGCGGCCGCCGUAGCCGCAGCGGCAGCCUCGGCCGCGACGGCCUCGUGUCGCGCGGACGACAGCUGCAGUUCGGACGACGAGUACGGCGGCGGCCGCGCGUACGGGCGGCUGCCGUUGGCCGCGGACGGCGAGUCGUCGCCACCGCCCCCGCUGCUGAACCUGACCACCACGUCGUCCACGGCCUCGGCGGACAAGAACCGUCGGCUCAACCCGUUCAGCAUCGAGUCGCUGUUGGCAGGCGGCAACCGGCCGUUCAGCAUCACGGCCGCCCACGUGAACAUCAACAACAACAAAGUAUGAGACGUGCGACCGGAUCGUCAACCGAACAACCGUAGCGCGGCCACUCUCCCGUCACACAGUUUGCACGUCACCGACGCCACAGCGCAUAAUCGUCAUCGUCACGGUCAUCGUAUGAUAUUUGUUUAUACGUUACACCAGCGGUUGCCGAACUUCGCGAGCCGUUCACCACUGGGGUAGGCACGAGCAAAAAUACUUAUGUUACGCAUUACACUGUACCGUAUCGACAAUAAUUUGCUUGUAAUAAAAAAAAAAACCGUUAUAUUUUUGUUCGCGGGAAGUUAAAAUCGUUUUCGUUUUGGGGGCCCCAAAAAAGUUCGGGAACCGCUGCGCGUUACGUCAUAGGUUCCUAAUUAUAUGUACGUAGUAGUUUAACGCGCUAGGUUUUAACAUUAUUCACAUAAAUGGUGUAAAUAUCGUAAAGAUGAAUUAUGUGGUCCUUGCAGUGAUAACCGUUUUUCAUUGGUCGGCAUUACCAUAAGUGAACUUCUUGUCCUAACCGGGGCAACACGUACGGUUUAGUCCUCUGAUCGCGCAAAGAAACCCGAUAAAACGGUGGUCGAAGUGAUCGUUUCUAAAUAUUAAAAGUCAUCAAGAACAUCGGAAACGGUACGCGGGGAACAGUUGUUAAUCGACCGUCGGUUGUCGCCGCCGCGUAUCGGUCGAACAAAACCAAAUUUCUUCCCCUCGCAUAUUGUUCCGAUCAGUUUCUGCUGCAUUAUCAUCGUUACUGUUAUUUUUAUGCUAAUAUCACCGACAUCCGUAAAUAAAUUUAAACUUCUUUCUACUCUUCCGUCACGUGGUAGCUUAUUUUCCUGUUCGAUUAUUUCUACGUUCUUAAUCAUUUUAGACGCAUAAUAUGUUUACAGAUGAUAUUCAGUGGACGCGUAUUUUUGGAAACAGUUUCCGUUUAAUAACAUAUAUAGUUACCUAUGAUGUAUUGAAUCUUAUUCCGAUUCUCGUAUCGCCCAUUUGUCCGAUUCACCGACUUAGAGCGCGUUUUAGCCACUAGACAUGAAUUUCAAUAAAAUUCAAACUCGACGUCCAGUUCUUUCUCGUGACGAAAACGAUUACAAUACGAUUACCGUUAACUUUAUUCGCAGAUACCACGGUAUGAAAACGCGCGCAAUACACAUUUAUCGAACCCGUGGCUCAACAAUAUGACGAUAGUUUGUAAAAAUUAAUUUACCAGCCCCUGUCCGCUCGUUAUAAAUAUAUAUCUGUAUAUGUAUUCUGUUCGCAUGUAACAAAACAAUUGAAUCUAGUCAAUGUAUUAUGUAUAUUUUAACACUGUAUAAAUUGUCAUAUACGAGUUUAUUACGGGAAUAAUAAAAAUGUAGUAUAAUAUAUCCACUAAUGUGUACUUGGUUAUUAGUCGCAUCAAUGGAUAUAUUAAAUUACUCGGGAUGAAAAAAAAUAACGAUAUGUGUAUACCCGUUUGUAGUUAUUAUUAUUAUUAUUAUUAUUAUUAUUAUUAUUGUUAUUGAUUGUAACGGCGCAUGGUGCGGAACGUUUUUGGCAUAUCUGUAAGUUAAAAAAAUAUUAUACAUGUGAGUGCAAUAUAAAAAUGUUUAGUUGUAUUACGUUUCAUAUUGUAACGACUCGUACGGGGUCGGAAGGAAUACGCGCGUAUAUUAUUAUAAUGUGCAUAUUUUUAUCAUUCCCCCCUCCCCGCACUCGCCAUUCCAUUGUUAUAGAAAUUAUUAAUACGUAAUCUCCUCGUCCCCGUUGUUGUGUGUUUAUACGAAUGUAUUUUAUGUAACAAUAAGUGUACGGCGAACCGUUUUGUUCGCUACCGCAUUUCGUCGUGCGAUCUUCGUUUUAUUGGUCAACGAGCAACAAUAAUCGCAUACAAUUGUACACGAGUCCGAGCUGUAAAUUACAACAAUAAUAUAUAUUUAUAUAUCGAAAUGGUGUACUUUUAUAAAACGAUUACCCACCCGCGGAACGACUUGUACAAACGCAUUUUUACGUUUUAAGUAUUCAAUAAAUAUUUAUAUAUUUAUGUAUGUAA